AUGCCUCCUGCUCCUAGCCAGAAGGGAACGGGCAAGAAGGCCUCCGGAGUCGUCCGCCAGCGCAGCCGCAAUACGACGCCCAUGUCUGGUCCACCGCCCAGCGCCAGUAUUAUACCACCUGUCGAGCUGCUCGAGACUGAAUUCCUUGAUCUUAAAUUAGAGUCCAUACGCAAUAUAUCCUACGAUGAUCUAGUCGACUCGAGCGCAUCGAAUGCCGUUAUUCCCGACUCCAAAUGCCUCGACGGCUUGAUCAAUCGCCUUGGCAAAUUGAAUGAGAUUAUUGAGCGACGUGGGACCUGGUGUGAUAAAGGGAUGCGCCUCGUUGCCGACCAUAGAAAGAAACUAUAUGACGAUAUGGCCACUGGGAGUCGAAGAGAUGAAAACCGUAGUGAGUGUCCCGAGGGCGAGAAGAGAGCCAACAAGAAGAAGAGGAAGGCGAACGAUAACCUUGCACCUGGACACGUAAACAUAGAACGCUCCUCCCCUUUGAGGGAAACGACGAAUAAACCUCGCAAGCUAUCGCGCGACAACGGGUCGACUAGUUCCUCGCUCUCCCCGGUCGCACCCGCAACACCUAGCGCAAUGGAGGUGGACGACAAGGCGAAGGUCGACAAGAAGACCGACGAAGAUUCGAGCUCCGAGGACGAAGGCGCGCCUCCCCGUCGCGAAGCGCCACAGUUCCAAACCUUUGGCGCAGAUCCAUCCACCUUCCCCGAUCCCACGGUUUACGAGAUACGUGAUGCGAAACCCGGAAUAUCGAUUGACGAACUGAAGGAGCUGUACUCUGUUGCCGUCUUUCCGAAGACAGAUCUGGCAGAUCAGAUUGCUGGUGAUCCGCCGGACAAGGACUUUAGUAGUGCGAAGCCCUCGAACCAGAUCGGAUUCACCACAUUCUCGACGUAUGUCGAGCCAUACUUCCGGCCGUUCUCUGAAGAGGAUCUCACGUUCCUACGCGAGCGCGGUGAUCGGGCUACUCCAUUCGUCAUGCCCAAACGCGGCAAAAGGCAUUAUUCAGAGAUCUGGGCAGAGGAGGACAAUGCGAUGGCGAUAGACUCGGCAUCCCAGGGAAGGGACAAACUGGCACCUAACCAAGCUCGUGGCACCAUCGACAACAUGGAUGACGAUGUCGCCGAGACGGAUAAGCUGUCGGUUGGGCCUGUCCUUUCCCGACUACUGUCGGCCAUGCGCCCAGAGGCGCGCCCGCAGCCUAGCGAGGACAAGCCGAUGACCAAUGGAAUCAUUGGCGACACCGAACCCAAGGAGGAAGUUAAUGGUGACUCGACCGCAGGCGCACCUGGCGAGGACAGCAAGAGUAUCCCACCUGCCUCGUUCAUGACGGAAUCCUCUGGCGAGGCGUGGAAAAGGGCCACGCACCCGAAGCUAGAUUACUCCCAGGUAGACGAGCGCAUCAAGCAAGAGCUCCGUCACAUUGGGUUUCUACCGCAGGAAGGCUUCGAAGGCGACUACGACGGUCAUUUCGACGACGAAGUUGCGGCCCGUCUGCGCCUCUUGCAAGACCGUCUUCGUGAUCAGAUGCUCAUCAACGGCGCACGCAAAUCCCGGAUCACCGAACUGGUUAAGGAACGCAUGGCUCACCAGGAGUACCAGACAAUCCUCGAAGACCUUGACACGCAAGUCCAAGGGGCCUACUUGAAGCGCACCCGGACCAUGGGCAAGAGCAAGAAGGCAAAGCGCCCAGGCGGUGCGGGCGGAGGAAACAGUGCGUCAGCAGGUGCUACGGGCAUGGCACGACCAGGCAUUGGCGACGUGACGAAGACGUUGAUGGAGCGCCGACGCCGAUGGAUAGAGAACAUCGGCACGGUGUUUGACGACGAGAACCUCGGCAAGGUCCCGCGCGCGACGAAUCCCGACAGCACCAUCUUCAAGUCACAGAUCAUAACAGAUCUGCUGAAGAAGGAGCGGCUGGCAUGGGAUGAAGAGGUCGAGGAAGAGUAG
Messenger RNA from Anthostomella pinea, 1956 nucleotides. Lineage: Eukaryota; Fungi; Ascomycota; Sordariomycetes; Xylariales; Xylariaceae. The record is from the annotation of a GenBank genome assembly.